AUGGGCAGCUUCACGGGAUUCUUGUACAGGCAAUUUACAUUCAAACCCAAGCCUCUUCCUACAACUGUCAACCUCAAAGGGAAGACGGCUCUGGUGACUGGUGCCAGCGGUGGUCUCGGUUUGGAAGCCUGCCUCGAGCUAGCCGCACACGGCGUUUCGCGUAUCAUUCUAGGGGUCCGCGACCCAUCCAAAUCCGACGCCGCGAAACCUAUACAAGCGAAAAAUCCCAACGUCGAUGUGCAGGUAUGGCAAAUCGAACAGGAAUCAUUUGCAAGUAUCAAAGAGUUUGCCGACCGAGCUGCGGGCCUCGAUAGGUUGGACAUCGUCAUCCUUAAUGCUGGCGUCAAAAAUGUAGAGUACGUUAAGUCGUCUAAGGGCGGCCAUGAGCUCAACGUUCAGGUCAACCACCUCGGUACGGCGCUCCUGUCGCUUCUACUCCUCGGCCCGCUCCGGAGAACUGGUGAUGCGACAGGCACGCCGGCGCGUUUAACUAUCGUAAGCUCAGAAAAUCACUUCUGGGUUAAGUUGAAGGUGAUUAAAGGGCCCGACACAUUGGCGCGCAUGGAUGAUAAGGAGACCUUCGGCAAGGACAUGGAUCGAUAUAACCUAACCAAGUUACUAAACGUGCUUUGGAUGCGCGAACUUAGCACCAGGGCCAGCAGGAAUGUUGUUAUCAACGCUGUCAACCCCGGAUUUUGUCGGAGUGGAUUGCAUCGAAGCCACUCUAGCGGAGCUUCGUUCGCUAACAUGGUCGGAUGGACGGCUACUCAAGGCGGGCAUGCCCUAACGGAUGCCGCAACUCAACACCCCCAAGAUCAUGGGGCAUACAUCAGUGAGCAGACGCUCUUCAGUCCAUCAUCAUUCGUUCUCUCCAAGGAAGGUCACAGCGCGCAGGUCAAGAUCUGGAAUGAGACCAUCGAGCUUCUUACCCAAGAGGCCCCCUCAUCAGACCUGUUAUCUAAUCUUUGA
Messenger RNA from Hypoxylon trugodes, 969 nucleotides. Its product is annotated as NAD(P)-binding protein. The coding region runs from base 1 to 969 and encodes 322 amino acids. NCBI's taxonomy places the organism in Eukaryota, Fungi, Ascomycota, Sordariomycetes, Xylariales, Hypoxylaceae. The transcript has 3 exons. The record is from RefSeq and is a predicted model, not a curated record.